UUAUACGAUGGAAAAAUCCAUGGUGCUCAUAUUGUUAAUAAUUUGCUACAUUACAACUAUAAUUGUCGUCGCCCAGCAUUCGGUGCCGUUUCCGUCAAAAGGAGGGGAUUCAUGCAACGUAGUUCAAGUCAACUGCGGGUCUGACGCUCCUGUUAAUAAUGAAAGAGCCUCUCAACACCUUAGACGUUCAGGCCCGCCCGGGAAACUUGGCCCCAAAGGUGACCCCGGUGGUACUGGGCCAGUGGGACCUCAAGGUAUUAAAGGAGCAAAAGGAGACGCGCCGGAUUACGUGAGAAUUCAAAACAUGAUGAGUGCAACAAGCUGCAAGGAACUGAACGAAAUUCACAGAGUUUCAACAACCGGAUAUUACCCCAUUGAGAACGAUUGGUACCGGAGUUCUGGUCUCUGUUUACUGCGACUUCAGAUUUAUGACGGCGUAUCCAAUUGUAAAGAGUUCAUAUUGCGGUACGGUAUUUCAACAUCCGGGUUUUAUCGUCUAAGAAUGACCUCAAGUGAGCAACCGAAAUACCAUUACUGCUCAGAUGUUUUUACGUGCAAGCAACUUCAGGAAAGAGCCGAAAUUGAGACGUCUGGGAAAUACCUUCUUGGGUCAGCCAACAACCAAUAUGAGGUUCAUUGUGACUUUUCUGGAUCGGAUGCAAUCACUGAAAUUCGACAUGAUUCCAUGAAUGAGGUGAAGAUGACAAACUGCGAAGAUCGUGGAUGCUACUCCAAGAUUCCUCGGUAUACAAUCAGCCUGAAUUAUACGAUUAAAAUCAUAGAGAACUCAAGGGAAUGUCGGCAAUAUAUUAAGGCCCGUUGUCAAGGCAUGGUCUUAUUUCGAACUAAUCCUUAUGCCUGGUGGGUUUCACGAGAUGGAGAGAAGAUGAUGUAUUGGGGUGGAGCAAUUUCCAAGAUAAAUUAUUAUUGCGCUUGUGGAGAGACAGGCCAAUGUGCUGACAACGCAUGGAAAUGCAAUUGCGAUAAGAACGACGGCACCAUCAGGGCAGACGAAGGAUUCCUGACCGCCAAGACCAAGUUACCGGUCAAAGAAAUAAGAUUCGGCGACAUGGGCAAUAAGGGAGAAAAUGGAUGGCACACUCUCGGCAAAUUAGAAUGCAUGGGUUAAAAUCUCAGAACCUAUGGAAACUGCUAUAACCGAUGUAAAAAAUAAUGGAAUUUUCUCUAUAUUACCAUGGUUCAUAUAUUUUAAAUAUUUUCUCGCAUAGCGAGCCUAUAAUUAAGUAACACAUGGUACGUUGAAAGAAACAAAGUUUUGCAAUAUAGGAAUGUAUUGUCAUAGCGCCUCACAAUUCGAAGUUGACUUGGUGACAUUUUUUACAACUUCAAUUUAAAUCAUAUAGUAUAUAUACAAUAACGUUUGAGAAUGGCUGGUUUGAAUUUAAUAAAAUAAGUUCAUCUUGCAAAGGUGGUCAUUGCUACUAGUUUAACUAAUUGUUACUCGGAAUACCUCCCCUCCCAAACUUUAUACAUGCUAAUUGAUUUUUCAGCAUUGAGUACAGGUAGUUAGUAGUCUGGGUAACUCCUUUUUGAUAAUUUCGUUAUGGUUUUCCCCGAUUCUCUCUCCAGUUUAACAAUGCUCAAUAAUUUCCAAUUAUUAGAUAGAUUUAACUCUUGUCAUUUGUUUAUUACAUUUGAAUGCCUACUAUCAACUGACCACCAAAUUCAAAAUGUGUGUAUGUAAUUAAAGAGUUAUAAACGACAAAUACCUGAAAGCUCUCAAUUAUCUCCAAUUACUUUUUCGAUUGGUGACUAUUGAAAACUUGUGGGUAAGAGUUUGACAAUUUUUCUAGAAUUUGAUAAGCAAUUUCUAUACGCCUUCACUUUGAACAAAGCCCUUUAAAGGCAUCCACACCUGUGACCUGAAUAGGAAGAUCAUAUAGUUACGACCUCAAUUUAUAGUUUAAAAGCCGUUUGUGUGGACGUGGAAUUUACUCAAGAUGUAUAAUAUAACAUGAAAUACCAACAACGUUAAAACCAAUAAUUAUUAAAGCUAACUGAAUUUGGCAACCAUCCAACUUUCACAAGAUUGAUCAUAAUUUUACGUCGUUCGGUUGUUUAAAGUCAGUAAUUGAGAUAAAUACCGGAUAUUUUGAAAUGAAAGUUUCCGGUUUCCAUCAACAACUGUUAUAUCUUUUCCAGUCUACUAAGUUUA
Molecule: messenger RNA, 2176 nt
Organism: Styela clava
Lineage: Eukaryota; Metazoa; Chordata; Ascidiacea; Stolidobranchia; Styelidae
Source: RefSeq, a predicted model, not a curated record